This is a messenger RNA of Sphaerodactylus townsendi, 2019 nucleotides long. It is a transcript of the gene IGFBP4, whose product is annotated as insulin like growth factor binding protein 4. Lineage: Eukaryota; Metazoa; Chordata; Lepidosauria; Squamata; Sphaerodactylidae. Gene Ontology annotation, biological process: regulation of insulin-like growth factor receptor signaling pathway. Gene Ontology annotation, cellular component: extracellular region. The coding region runs from base 150 to 923 and encodes 257 amino acids. The transcript has 4 exons. The record is from RefSeq and is a predicted model, not a curated record. Gene Ontology annotation, molecular function: insulin-like growth factor I binding; insulin-like growth factor II binding.
GGUAUAAAGUCCAAAGAACAAGCUUCCCCCCACUUCAGUGCAGAGUUUUCCCCCUCGCCAGAGUUCCGACUCUCUCCUCUGCCAGCAACAGAUUUGCUUCGCAGUCCUUUGUCUCUCGGUCCCUCCUUGCCCGCUGACACCCUUCCGCCAUGCCCUCGGGGACUAUGCCAGUCACACUGCUGCUCCUGGCACAGGUGGGCUUUGUGAGGCUGGAAGCCAUCCAGUGCCCGCCCUGUUCCGAAGAGAAGCUGGCACGCUGCAGAGAACCGGUGGGCUGCGAGGAGCUGGUGCAGGAGCCGGGCUGCGGGUGCUGCGCCACUUGCGCCUUGGCCAGAGGGAUGCCCUGUGGGGUCUACACAGCACGCUGCGGCUCAGGGCUGCGCUGUUACCCGCCGCGGGGAGUGGAGAAACCCCUGCACACGCUUAUGCAUGGCCAAGGGGUGUGCAUGGAUUUGUCAGAAGUGGAAGCCAUCCAAGAGAGUCUCCAGUCUACAGAACAGGAGGAGGCUGAACUCCCCAACAACAACUUGAACCCCUGCAGCAGCCACGACAAAAAAUGCCUCCAGAAGCAACAUGCCAAACUACGUGAGAGGAUGAAUCUUGGGAUCAAGAUGAGGAACACUGGAAUCCUACCUCCCCGGGAGGAUACCCGGCCAGUGAUCCCAGGUGUGUGUCAGAGCGAACUUCAUAGAGCACUGGAGAGAUUAGCAGCUUCCCAAACCCGGACCCAUGAGGAUCUUUACAUCAUCCCAAACUGCGACCGCAAUGGGAACUUCCACCCCAAACAGUGUCACCCGGCGUUGGAUGGACAACGGGGCAAAUGUUGGUGUGUGGAUCGGAAAACCGGAAUCAAACUGCCAGGGAGCCUGGAGCUCAAGGGAGAUCUGGACUGCCACCAACCGACAGAGGCAGGCCAAGCGUAACUUGACUGAUCAGAAGCCGAUAUAGGGUAUUCCUUGGGGAGCAGCCAAGGAAAGCAAGAUGGUGCUGUUGGAAGAAGAGAUGAAACACCAACUGGGACAUUAUUACCACUCUGGGGGGUAUUUUUUGUGGGUGGAGGAAACAAUACAUGACAGCAACAUCUACCCCCCCACCCCCCCGUAACUGCAUUAAUCUGCACAUGCCAGCCAACUAGCAUCCUUGGGCGUUUAAUUGGGUAGCAACUUACAGUCAGAGUUCUUUCUUCAUAGACUUUGGACAUGAUUUUUCAUUGGAGAGACCAGUGAUAACAAAGGGCCUAAAAUCUUUAUUCUUCAAUUCUUGAGCGAGGUCUUUUGAUCAAGUCCCCCAGGUAGACCAGUUUUUGCUUUUAGCGCAAACUGCUGGAGGCUGAUUUUGUCUUCAAGGGUUUCCGCUGGGAAACGGAAAAGGGGAUUGACGGAGGGAAUCUUCUCCACUGAUUUCCCCCCGAAUGUAAGCAAGCCAAACAACUUCCCCCGAAUGUAAGCAAGCCAAACACUUCCUCCCAACCCAACCAGGGAGUUCUCCUGCUUUAAGGCAAGGGCCAUAGCAGCUUAACGUGUGGAAACAUGGCAGUAAAGAACAUCACCUGGUAUUUGCAGCUGUCCAAACUGAUGUAAUCCAAGGACUCAGUUCCAGAUCAGAAGGGAUGCCAGUUCUGGGCUGGGAAAUACCUGGAGAUUUGGGGGAUGGUGCCCCCUUCUCUUCUCUUCUCUUCUCUUCUCUUCUCUUCUCUUCUCUUCUCUUCUCUUCUCUUCUCUUCUCUUCUCUUCUCUUCUCUUCUCUUCUCUUCUCUUCUCUUCUCUUCUCUUCUCUUCUCUUCUCUUCUCCUCUCCCCCUCCCUAAUUCACCCCCGCAGGGUGAGCGGGCCAUGAUUAGAUGAUAGGUUUUCUCCCCAGGAUGGUUGGGAGUCCUCCUCCCUGCCCUUCCCCUGAGGGUGGGUUAGUUAUGAUCAGAGGAUGGACUCCCUUCACCUCUCCCCCUUCCUAACCUUCCCUCCCUAACUCUCCCCCCACCCAGGUGGGUGGACCAUGACUAGAUGACCCUUCCUUUCCCCUC